Messenger RNA from Coregonus sp. 'balchen', 10690 nucleotides. The record is from the annotation of a GenBank genome assembly. Lineage: Eukaryota; Metazoa; Chordata; Actinopteri; Salmoniformes; Salmonidae.
AUGAGACCUGAAAUAUGCUUGACUUUGAUAUGCUCCUUAAUUCUCUGCCUUGUCUGCAGUGGUAAGUCCCUGGUGUAUGUUCAUAUUUAUGAUAGGCUGUGUGACUCCUUAACGUGUUGAGCAAUAUAAUCAUACUUUGAUAGAAAAUAAAGCUAUAACAAUAGUGUGUAUAUGACUAUUAGUAAAAGCAAAAGAGUGACAGUUGUUUUUUUCUGAACCCUAGCUUUGCCUCAGACCUGUACAGAGCCAUAGAUACUUGUCUUUAUGCUGUACCUAUAUUAAUGCUAUGUUCAAACUAUCUUGCACACUUCUGCCAAUUACACACGCACACACCCUCAUGUCUCCCUCUCUCUCUCGCUCUCUCGCUCUCUCUCUGUCUCUCAGUAGUCUCAUCUGGGGUUUCUGUCUGCAGUACUGAUGGCAUGUCCAUUCGAGGAGGGGAGUACAGUCUCUCAAAUGGACUAAAUGUGGGCAGUGAGCUGUUGUACCACUGUCCUGAUGGUUAUUACCCUUACCCCAAACAUAUGCACAGAUGUCUGGGCCAUAAUCGCUGGUCCCCAAGCCCCAGUCGACGAGGCAGUGAGUGCAGGGGUGAGUAUGGUGAAUUGAUGUUCAGUUUGGAUAACUUAAUUCUGUACUCAGAUCUGUCUGCUGUUCAUGAUAACACACAAUGUAGCACCUCAACCCCUGAGGAUCUUUGACAACCAUCCCCAAAAGGUCCACCACUCUUGCCCAAUCUACCUUCUCAUUCAAAGCAACAAAGAAAUGGAAUGCCAUUCCCUCCUCUCUGAAAGCGUGUAGUAGCUUCCAAGCCUUUCUCGUCUGAGGCAAAAAAUUGAUCAAGUCCAAUCAGACAUGUUCACAUUGAUUUAAACCUUUUUUUUAUGUAACAGAAGACACAUUAAAACCAGACUGGACUCACUGGACAGACGUUUUAUAUUUUAUGUAAAUGUUUGCGCCUCCAAUAAGUAUGUUAUGCUACAUUUACAAAUGCAACUAUGGUAUGGUUAAUUAAGACAGAAACAAAAGUAGGGAGAUUGGUCGGGGAGGAUGGUUGGGCAUGUACUGCGACCGUCUAGCAAUCCAAAGGUUGCAUGUUCGAGUAUCGUUGGGGACAACUAACAUUUUAGCUAACCCUUCCCCUAACCCAGGGUUAACCAAACUCGGCCCUGAGGACCUCAAGGGGUGCACGUUAUAUCAUUAAGCUUUGAUUGUUUUAAACAGCUGUGUAGUGCUAGGGCAAAAACCAAAAUGUGCACCCCUUGGGGUCCCCAGGACUGAGUUUGGGGAACACUGCCCUAACCCUUAUUCUAACCUUAACCCAAUUCACAUAACCUGCUAUGUCAAUGAUCCUAACCUUUGUUGUUAGUUCUCCUAACCCUUUAUGUAAAAUCUCUAACCUUUGCUGUUAGUUCUCCUAACCACCUUAAAUUCUCCUUGUAAUUCUCCUUUGUUAUGACGCAACAAGCAGCCUGGUCUCAGAGAAAGACUAGGUGACCACCUGUGCUAUAGGCAACCCUAAAAGACAGACAGAAAAGGAUCCGCUGGAGUUUCCCCUUAUCAAUAAGUGGUUGCACUGAUUUAGAUAAAGCACUCAAUCAAAUUAAAAUGUUGCGUCAAAAUAACCAACCAUUGCUUCACUAAAAUGUAAUGUCUGAUCAUUAGGCUAUGGACAAGUUGCUAUGGACAAGUUGCGUGCAUGUGUUUCUUUAAAAAAAAUGUUUGUCAAUUCAUCUUCAUAUAGCCUAUAUCACGGCUUUGAUGGACCAUUUUAGGUGGGUGGGUGUGCUUAUGAGUUCGCUAAUUCUCUAUGUCCAUUCAGAAAGUUUCCUAAAAUAGGCCUAGCUUGUCUAGACUUCAUCUCUUUAAUCAGAUCGAAAGAAAAUUGUAGGCAGCAGCAAGUGUGAUGAUGGUCUGCAUAUACAGUGGGGGAAAAAAGUAUUUAGUCAGCCACCAAUUGUGCAAGUUCUCCCACUUAAAAAGAUGAGAGAGGCCUGUAAUUUUCAUCAUAGGUACACGUCAACUAUGACAGACAAAUUGAGAAAAAAAAAAUCCAGAAAAUCACAUUGUAUGAUUUUUUAUGAAUUUAUUUGCAAAUUAUGAUGGAAGAUAAGUAUUUGGUCACCUACAAACAAGCAAGAUUUCUGGCUCUCACAGACCUGUAACUUCUUCUUUAAGAGGCUCCUCUGUCCUCCACUCGUUACCUGUAUUAAUGGCACCUGUUUGAACAUGUUAUCAGUAUAAAAGACACCUGUCCACAACCUCAAACAGUCACACUCCAAACUCCACUAUGGCCAAGACCAAAGAGCUGUCAAAGGACACCAGAAACAAAAUUGUAGACCUGCACCAGGCUGGGAAGACUGAAUCUGCAAUAGGUAAGCAGCUUGGUUUGAAGAAAUCAACUGUGGGAGCAAUUAUUAGGAAAUGGAAGACAUACAAGACCACUGAUAAUCUCCCUCGAUCUGGGGCUCCACGCAAGAUCUCACCCCGUGGGGUCAAAAUUAUCACAAGAACAGUGAGCAAAAAUCCCAGAACCACACGGGGGGACCUAGUGAAUGACCUGCAGAGAGCUGGGACCAAAGUAACAAAGCCUACCAUCAGUAACACACUACGCCGCCAGGGACUCAAAUCCUGCAGUGCAAGACGUGUCCCCCUGCUUAAGCCAGUACAUGUCCAGGCCCGUCUGAAGUUUGCUAGAGUGCAUUUGGAUGAUCCAGAAGAGGAUUGGGAGAAUGUCAUAUGGUCAGAUGAAACCAAAAUAUAACUUUUUGGUAAAAACUCAACUCGUCGUGUUUGGAGGACAAAGAAUGCUGAGUUGCAUCCAAAGAACACCAUACCUACUGUGAAGCAUGGGGGUGGAAACAUCAUGCUUUGGGGCUGUUUUUCUGCAAAGGGACCAGGACGACUGAUCCGUGUAAAGGAAAGAAUGAAUGGGGCAAUGUAUCGUGAGAUUUUGAGUGAAAACCUCCUUCCAUCAGCAAGGGCAUUGAAGAUGAAACGUGGCUGGGUCUUUCAGCAUGACAAUGAUCCCAAACACACCGCCCGGGCAACGAAGGAGUGGCUUCGCAAGAAGCAUUUCAAGGUCCUGGAGUGGCCUAGCCAGUCUCCAGAUCUCAACCCCAUAGAAAAUCUUUGGAGGGAGUUGAAAGUCUGUGUUGCCCAGCGACAGCCCCAAAACAUCACUGCUCUAGAGGAGAUCUGCAUGGAGGAAUGGGCCAAAAUACCAGCAACAGUGUGUGAAAACCUUGUGAAGACUUACAGAAAACGUUUGACCUGUGUCAUUGCCAACAAAGGGUAUAUAACAAAGUAUUGAGAAACUUUUGUUAUUGACCAAAUACUUAUUUUCCACCAUAAUUUGCAAAUAAAUUCAUUAAAAAUCCUACAAUGUGAUUUUCUGGAUUUUCUUUUCUCAUUUUGUCUGUCAUAGUUGACGUGUACCUAUGAUGAAACUUACAGGCCUCUCUCAUCUUUUUAAGUGGGAGAACUUGCACAAUUGGUGGCUGACUAAAUACUUUUUUUCCCCACUGUAUGUGUGAGGAAUGACGACAGGUGCCAGUUUUGUGUUUCCUCUCUUACUAAAUGGGGUGCAACUGAAUGAAAACGUAGCCAUGCUCCUUUCAUGAUUCAUCCUACAGUAUAGAAUGAAUAGCCUAUCCUAAAAAACGAAUCCAGUAGUAUAUGAUUUUUCUCUCGUUACUGUGUCCUCUCUAGCCACUUUGAACAACAUAUUGCCACUGAGAAUGACCGCAGCAGUGUUGGUGACGUUCUGCAAAUGUUUCUGAAAAGUGGAGUGAAAAACUCAUAGGACUUGGUGUGAAUGGUUUAGUGCGUCAAAAUCGGAAUCUGUAUUCUUUCGGAAUUCGAACGAAAAGAUCGCAAAGCAGUUGUGAGUAAAUGCCUUAAGAUGUGUGAUACUAUACGUCCUCUAAUUCGUAUGAUAUUGUACGACCGCUAUUCCAUUUAUAAUGUAACCUAACGUAACAUAAUAUAUCAUACUAUACAGAGGCAAUAACAUUUACAGUGAGGGAAAAAAGUAUUUGAUCCCCUGCUGAUUUUGUAUGUUUGCCCACUGACAAAGACAUGAUCAGUCUAUAAUUUUAAUGGUAGGUUUAUUUGAACAGUGAGAGACAGAAUAACAACAACAAAAAAAACAUGUCAAAAAUAUUAUAAAUUGAUUUUCAUUUUAAUUAGGGAAAUAAGUAUUUGACCCCCUCUCAAUCAGAAAGAUUUCUGGCUCCCAGGUGUCUUUUAUACAGGUAACGAGCUGAGAUUAGGAGCACACUCUUAAAGGGAGUGCUCCUAAUCUCAGUUUGUUACCUGUAUAAAAGACACCUGUCCACAGAAGCAAUCAAUCAGAUUCCAAACUCUCCACCAUGGCCAAGACUAAAGAGCUCUCCAAGGAUGUCAGGGACAAGAUUGUAGACCUACACAAGGCUGGAAUGGGCUAAAAGACCAUUGCCAAGCAGCUUGGUGAGAAGGUGACAACAGUUGGUGCGAUUAUUCGCAAAUGGAAGAAACACAAAAUAACUGUCAAUCUCCCUCGGCCUGGGGCUCCAUGCAAGAUCUCACCUCGUGGAGUUGCAAUGAUCAUGAGAACGGUGAGGAAUCAGCCCAGAACUACACGGGAGGAUCUUGUCAAUGAUCUCAAGGCAGCUGGAACCAUAGUCACCAAGAAAACAAUUGGUAACACACUACGCCGUGAAGGACUGAAAUCCUGCAGCGCCCGCAAGGUCCCCCUGCUCAAGAAAGCACAUAUACAGGCCCGUCUGAAGUUUGCAAAUGAACAUCUGAAUGAUUCAGAGGAGAACUGGGUGAAAGUGUUGUGGUCAGAUGAGACCAAAAUCGAGCUCUUUGCCAUCAACUCAACUCGCCAUGUUUGGAGGAGGAGGAAUGCUGCCUAUGACCCCAAGAACACCAUCCCCACCGUCAAACAUGGAGGUGGAAACAUUAUGCUUUACAUUUUUACAUUUGUACAUUUUAGUCAUUUAGCAGACGCUCUUAUCCAGAGCGACUUACAGGACCAAUUAGAGUUAAGUGCCUUGCUUAAGGGCACAUCGACAGAUUUUUCACCUAGUCGGCUCGGGGAUUAGAACCAGCGACCUUUCGGUUACUGGCACAACGCUCUUACCCACUAAGCUACCUGCUGCUUUGGGGGUGUUUUUCUGCUAAGGGGACAGGACAACUUCACCGCAUCAAAGGGACGAUGGACGGGCCAUGUACCGUCAAAUCUUGGGUGAGAACCUCCUUCCCUCAGCCAGGGCAUUGAAAAUGGGUCGUGGAUGGGUAUUCCAGCAUGACAAUGACCCAAAACACACGGCCAAGGCAACAAAGGAGUGGCUCAAGAAGAAGCACAUUAAGGUCCUGGAAUGGCCUAGCCAGUCUCCGGACCUUAAUCCCAUAGAAAAUCUGUGGAGGGAGCUGAAGGUUCGAGUUGUCAAACGUCAGCCUCGAAACCUUAAUGACUUGGAGAAGAUCUGCAAAGAGGAGUGGGACAAAAUCCCUCCUGAGAUGUGUGCAAACCUGGUGGCCAACUACAAGAAACGUCUGACCUCUGUGAUUGCCAACAAGGGUUUUGCCACCAAGUACUAAGUCAUGUUUUGCAGAGGGGUCAAAUACUUAUUUCCCUCAUUAAAAUGCAAAUCAAUUCAUAACAUUUUUGACAUGCGUUUUUCUGGAUUUUUGUUGUUGUUAUUCUGUCUCUCACUGUUCAAAUAAACCUACCAGUAAAAUGAUAGACUGAUCAUGUCUUUGUCAGUGGGCAAACGUACAAAAUCAGCAGGGGAUCAAAUACGUUUUUCCCUCACUGUACAUACCAAAUCCAACGAAUCCUACAAACGAACAUUCAUUAAAACAUAUUGCACCUAUUGAAAUUGCACUAACUGGGAUAUGUGCAAUAUAUAGAUUUUACAUUGUGUUCUACAACUCAAAUAUGAUCAGGUCCAAUAGCAAUGAUUGCAACGACUAUUAUUUGCAAUGUCUUGACUUCUGUGUUGAAACUGUCCUGAACUCGGUUUUGUUUUCCACAUUUUGUUGCAUUACAGCUUUAUUCCAAAAUUGAAUAAAUUUGGUUUUUUCCUAAUCAAUCUACACACAAUACCCCAUAAUGACAAAGCAAAAACAGGUUUUUAGACAUGUUUGCAAAUUUAUAUAUAUAAAAAAAAAGUGGAAUUAUCACAUUUACAUAAGUAUUCAGACCCUUUACUCAGUACUUUGUUGAAGCACCUUUGGCAGCGAUUACAGCCUCGAGUCUUCUUGUGUAUGACGCUACAAGCUUGGCACACCUGUAUUUGGGGAGUUUCUCCCAUUCUUCUCUGCAGAUCCUCUCAAGCUCUGUCAGGUUCGAUGGGGAGUGUCGCUGCACAGCUAUUUUCAGGUCUCUCCAGAGAUGUUCGAUCGGGUUCAAGUCCGGGCUCUGGCUGGGCCACUCAAGGACAUUCAGAGACUUGUCACAAAGGCACUCCUGCGUUGUCUUGGCUGUGUGCUUAGGGUUGUUGUCCUGUUGGAUGGAGAACUUUCAACCCCCCCCCCCCCCCCCCCCCCCCCCAGUCUGAGGUCCUGAGCGCUCUGGAGCAGGUUUUCAUCAAGGAUCUCUCUGUACUUUGCUCUGUUAAUUUUCCCUCGAUCCUGACUAGUCUCCCAGUCCCUGCCGUUGAAAAACAUCCCCACAGCAUGAUGCUGCCAACACCAUGCUUCACCGUAGGGAUGGUGCCAGGUUUCCUCCAGACGUGAUGCUUGGCAUUCAGGCCAAAGUGUUCAAUCUUGGUUUCAUCAGACCAGAGAAUCUUGUUUCUCAUGGUCUGAGAGUCCUUUGAGUGCCUUUUGGCAAACUCCAAGCGGGCUAUCAUGUGCCUUUUACUGAGGAGGGGCUUCCGUCUGGCCACUCUACCAUAAAGGCCUGAUCGGUGGAGUGCUGCAGAGAUGGUUGUCCUUCUGGAAGGUUCUCCCAUCUCCACAGAGGAACUCUGGAGCUCUGUCAGAGUGACCAUCGGGUUCUUGGUCACCUCCCUGACCGAGGCCCUUCUCCCCCGAUUGCUCAGUUUGGCCGGGUGGCCAGCUCUAGAAAGAGUCUUUGUGGUUCCAAACUUCCUCCAUUUAAGGAUGAUGGAGGCCACUGUGUUCUUGGGGACCUUCAACGCUGAAGACAUUUGUUGGUACCCUUCCCCAGAUCUGUGCCUCGACACAAUCCUGUCUCAGAGCUCUACGGACAAUUCCUUCAACCUUAUGGCUUGGUUUUUGCUCUGACAAGCACUGUCAACUGUGGGACCUUAUAUAGACAGGUGUGUGCCUUUCCAAAUUAUGUCCAAUCAAUUGAAUUUACCAUAGGUGGACUCCAAUCAAGUUGUAGAAACAUCUCAAGGAUGAUCAAUGGAAACAGGAUGCACCUGAGCUCAAUUUCGAGUCUCAUAGCAAAGGGUCUGAAUACUUAUGUAAAUAAGGUAUUUUUGUUUUUUUAUUUUUAAUAGAUUUGCUAAACAUUCUAAAAACCUGUUUUUGCUUUGUCAUUAUGGUGUAUUGUGUGUAGAUUGAUAAGGAUUUAUUUGUAUUUAAUCCAUUUUAGAAUAAGGCUGUAACAUAACAAAAUGUGGAAAAAGCGAAGGGGUCUGAAUACUUUCCGAAUGCACUGUAUUUUAUCUGUUUGUAUAUAACGUUUUCAUGUUUAUGUUCACCUGCCCAGGGACUGCAGAUGGAAAUGAGCUGUUAGCUAAAUCUGGUGCAAAGCAUCAUUUCUCUUAUUUUUUCAAUAAUUUUUUUUACUUAUGUUUUUGUUGUACAUUGUCCCUGUCCAAAUAAACAAAUAAAUAAUAAUUAAAAAAAUAUCCAGUAUGUUCACUAACGCUACCAACUACACUCUCUCAUUGUUCCUCCCUCUAUCUCGCUCACAAUAGUCAUGACGUGCCCUAAUCCCAGUCAUCUGAGAAAUGGUGAUGUGUCUCCUGUCCAAUCGCAGUAUGUUGUUGGGGACCAGACCACUUAUGGAUGCUAUGACGGUUACACUUUCGCCGGCUCCGCCAGCAGAGUCUGCCAGAGUAAUGGGAGGUGGAGCGGCGACACGCCUAUCUGUGAUCAUGGCUGUAAGUGAAAAGAUCUCUUUGGUCCAACCUCUUACAAAUCCCUUUGCCAACCCCAACAGAUCGUUAAAGGCCCCAUGCAGUCAAAAACAUGAUUUUCCUGUCUUUUAUAUAUAUUUCCACACUAUUAUGUUGGAGUAAUACUGUGAAAUUGUGAAAAUUAUGAUAAUGCCCUUUUAGUGUAAGAGCUGAUUGACAAAACCGCCUGAAAUUUCUGCCUGUUUUGAUGGGAUGGAGUUUUGGCCUUCCAUGAUGACAUCACCAUGUGGUAAAUUAGUUAAUAGACCAAUAAGAAAGAGAGUUCCAAACCUCUCUGCCAAUAACAACACAUUUUCUGUUUUCCCCUCCCCACUCAGACCACUCCCAGACAGUACUAGCAAAAUUCUUGCUUGAGAAAUUGCUCUUUGCUAAGAAGCUAUUUUUGUUUCUUUUUGACCAUUUUAAUUGAAAACAAUCACAGUAAGGUACUUAAUUGUUACAGAGAAAUUAUUUGAUAUGAGAUAAAAAUGGCUGCAUCGGACCUUUUAAGGGUUGAUUAGGUCAUAAGGACUGUAAGACAUAGGGGACUGCAUUUCAGAUGUAGCGCUGACUCUGUUCCAAAUGCCACAGAGCAUUAGUCUAUUGGAAUAACGUCUUUUCUAAACUUAAAGUUUUUGUAUGUAAAGGUAAUUGCUCCGGUCCAUUGUUUCCUUAUCUUACUCCACCUUAUCCCACACCCUAGCUGGUCAUUGCCGUGACCCUGGCGUUCCCCCGGGGGCCAAGCGCCAUGGAAAUAUGCUCGAUAUAGGUGACCGGGUGACAUAUGAAUGCUCUUUUGGACUGAUGCUGCUGGGAUCGAAGGAGCGGAUGUGCCUGGAGGGUGGAGACUGGUCAGGAACUGAGCCUUUCUGUUACAGUGAGGAACCAUAUACCCAUCCCUCACAUUGUCAAUAAAUCCUUAUAACACAUAAUACACAGAUGCAGCUACACUAGAUACAUAAAAGUUGACAUUUUUUAUUUUACAGGUAAAAACAACUAUGACACCCCAGAGGAGGUAUCCAAGUACUUCUCUACAUCCCUCGAGAAUCGGCUGGCAAUAUCUGGCCUGGGUGACAAUAGUGAGUUGCCAAGACCCUUAUGUAGUGAACGACAUUGUUCCUCUUUUUGUUUUGUUUUAUAAACCCCAUGCUCAAAUUUUUUGCUUUGAAAUCUGAACCAUGCGUAUCGUACAUUGUCUUACAGCUGAUGGGCAGCAAGUACAAAGGUCCAUCCAGAUGAGGCAGGGAGGCAAGCUCCACAUCUACAUUGCUCUGGAUACUUCAGGGAGCAUAAGCAGAGAUAACUUUACUGUGGCCAAAAACUGCGUUGAAGCCCUCAUCAACCAGGUACAGUAUUACUAGUAUUAAGACAGACAGCUCAGAUCUGUUGUACAAUCUUUACAAUACAUUUAGGGCCCUAUUCAGACUUGAGAUAAGUUGACUUAACAUGGACUUAAGUAAUAAAAUGUUGACUUAAGUCCAUGUUUUAUUGACUUAAGUCCAUAUUAAGUCUACUUAUUCCAAGUCUGAUUAGGGCCCUUAGUAAUAUAUAAUAAUAUAUGCCAUUUAGCAGACGCUUUUAUCCAAAGCGACUUAGUCAUGCGUGCAAUACUUUAUUUCAAGAAACACUAUUGCAGUACAAAUGGUCAGUUAUUAGUUUUGAUAUCAAUAAACUUUUGUUUUGUUAUGCUUUGGUUGGGUUUCUUUUCUCCCUCACUUCCUCCUCUCCAUUUUUGCCUGGGCAGAUUUCUUUUUUUGAAGUCAUCCCGAGGUACGGAAUUCUGAGCUUUGCUUCUGAGGUCAAUGAGAUUGUUGAUAUCUUCUCUCCUUCCUCACACUCAGACAUGGUUUUACAGAAAUUAAAUAAUGUCACCUACGGUAAGAACAAGGUUUUUAUUAUUAGACCAUCACAAUCUACAGUAUGUCAAUACAUUAUGUGUUAUAGUUUUUUUUGUUGUAUUUUGUGUCUGAAUGGCAAACAUGUUGGUGGCAAUGCAUAGUUCUCAGAGUAAGAUUUCCUCCUUCAACAGGUAAAUUAAAUGGUACUGGAAGUAACCUCUCAAAGGUAUUUAAAAAAAUCCAUCACAAGAUGGCUGUCUUUAAGGAAAGAAAGGAGCUUGAAGACACACAGCAGGCCAUUCUUAUGUUUACAGAUGGUAAUGUUGCUGUAUGUGUGGGUUUUUGGUUUUACUAUCCUUCGGGGAACAUAAGUCUUCACAGUUAGUGGGGACAUUUUGCCAGUCCCCACAAGGAAAAAAGCUAUUUUAGGCUUAGGUGUUAGGUUUAGGGUUACAAUUAGGGGUUAGGGAUUAGGUGUUUGGGGUUAGGGUUAGGGGUUAAGGAAAAAAAACGUUUUUAAUGGGAAUAAAUUGUUUGGUCCCCACAAUGAUAGUAAAACAAAUGUGUGUGUGUGUGUGUAUAAUACAAUUCAGGGUAGAUUUAAUGUAUUUAAUUCUCAUUAUUAUUAUUAUAAUUCUCGCCAUUCCUGCAGGAAAGACUAACAUGGGGGGAAGUGCAGAGCCCACUGUUAUCAGGAUUAGGAACCUGAUGGAAGAAAUACAUGGCAUAAACUGGCAGAAAUAUCUGGGUAAGAUCAACUGCUGA